AUGAUGUCAUUGAUUAUAUAAUUAAUUUAUUUAUUAAAAUUGGAUCCAUAAGUACCCAAAGUUAUGCCUCUAGCCUGGUAAAUCAUAAAAAGUCAUUUAAAAAAGACACAAAACAAAGAUUUAUCGGCUAUCGAUAAGUUGAAAAAGUGAUUCUUCGGCGAAUAUCAUUGUGAACAGCCGCUGGUCGAAGCGAGACACAUUUGGUUCAGCGCGCCCACAACGUAAACAUCGUUCGGUUGCUGCCCGGCACUAUAUUUGUUGCUUAUUUAUCAUUUUAAGCGUAAACACUUGUAAAUUGUAUUAGCUAACGAUGUCUGACGUAUAUAUCGUGUCCGCAGCGCGUACGCCAAUUGGCAGCUUCAAUGGUACACUUUCUAAAUUGAAGGCUUCCGAUUUGGGCAGCGUGGUCAUUAAGGAGGUGUUGAAGCGCGCCCAUGUCGAGGCGCCACAAGUGAACGAAGUUAUUAUGGGUCAGGCAUUGACUGCAGGCCAAGGCCAGAAUCCCGCUCGCCAAGCCUCUCUCAAGGCAGGUUUACCUAUUGAGGUGCCCGCGUAUGGAAUCAAUGUGCUUUGCGGAUCGGGUUUAAAAACUGUGGUGCUGGGCUAUCAGGCGAUACGUUCGGGCGAUGCUAAGAUUGUUAUUGCCGGCGGCCAGGAGAGUAUGUCCCUUGCUCCACAUGUUAUGCAUCUACGCCAGGGCAUCAAAAUGGGCUCUGGAAUGCUGCUGGAUACCAUGGUGAACGAUGGCCUGACCGAUGCAAUGGAUCAAAUACAUAUGGGUAUCACUGCUGAGAACCUGGCGGAAAAGUACCAAAUAAGUCGCGAGGCUCAGGAUGCUCAGGCAUUGCAGUCGCAGCUGCUCGCCGAGCAGGCCCAGAAGCAGGGCUAUUUUGAUGCUGAGAUCGUGCCUGUUGAGAUCAAGGAUCGCAAGGGCACACAGAUAUUUAGCAAAGAUGAAUACAUCAAACCGGGCAGCACUUUGGAGGGCUUGCAAAAGCUGCGACCCGCCUUCAAGGAGGGAGGCACCGUCACGCCUGGUAAUGCAUCGGGUGUCAACGAUUCAGCUGCAGCUGUGCUGCUCAUGUCCGGCGAAGAGGUUAACAAACGUGGUCUUAAGCCUCUUGCUAAAAUUGUGGGCUGGACUCAGAGCGGUAUUGAGCCCAAUGUCAUGGGCCUCGGUCCAGUGACUGCGGUAGAGUCAUUGCUAACAAAAAUUGGCUGGACUCGAGAUGAUGUGGAUCUGUACGAGCUGAACGAGGCAUUUGCUGCUCAGGCUCUAGCCGUGCUGAAGUGCCUCAAGUUGGAUGAGAAAAAAGUUAAUGUGCAUGGCGGCGCCAUUGCGCUAGGCCAUCCCAUUGGUGCCUCGGGCGCACGUGUCUUAGUGACCUUGCUGUAUGCCCUAGAGCGAACAGGCGGACGACGUGGCAUCGCCUCCCUGUGCAUUGGUGGUGGCAUGGGCAUUGCCCUGGCCGUAGAGCGAAUAUUUUAAAUUAUGCUGUAUUUAGUCAAUGAGCUCCACCUAAUUAUUGUUUCCAUUGUUGCCUUUGCUGUACGGUUUCCAGUUGAGUAUUUAUAAUAUAUUUUCAUUUUUUUCGGUAUU
This is a messenger RNA of Drosophila hydei, 1600 nucleotides long. It is a transcript of the gene Acat2, whose product is annotated as acetyl-CoA acetyltransferase. Gene Ontology annotation, molecular function: acetyl-CoA C-acetyltransferase activity. The coding region runs from base 311 to 1489 and encodes 392 amino acids. The record is from RefSeq and is a predicted model, not a curated record. The transcript is spliced from 5 exons. Gene Ontology annotation, biological process: fatty acid beta-oxidation. Lineage: Eukaryota; Metazoa; Arthropoda; Insecta; Diptera; Drosophilidae.